AGGGUAUGGGUGAGCCCAGUUCCUGCUCCCUCUGCAGCCGACAUCUGCUCAGCAUGGCCGUGGUGCUGGCCCUCCAGCUGCUGACCCUCUGGCCUCUGUGUUGUGCAGACAGGACUCUAACUGCCCCCCCAGCCUCAUACCGCAAGCCUUUGCUGGGGGCUCAGCCAGCUGAAGUUGUAGCCCCUGGGGUCAAUGUGACCUUGAAGUGUCUGGCGCCCCAACCUGCCUGGAAGUUUGUGCUCUUCAAGUCUGGAGAGAUCCCCCAAGUGCUGGAGCAGAAUGUGUCCGUGGAGCUGGCAGAGUUCUUCCUGGAGGAGGUGACCCCUGCCCAGGGGGGCAGUUACCACUGCUGCUACCAGAGGCCUGGAUGGGAGCUGGGUGUCUGGUCCCCCCCGAGCAAUACUGUGGAACUACUGGUGACAGACGAGCUGCCGCAGCCCGGGCUGGAGGCUCUGCCCGGCGCCCCGCUCACGCUGCGCUGCUCGGGCGGCCCGCGGGGCAUGAGCUUCGCGCUGUACCUCGAGGGCCGGGCGACGCCGCUGCAGUACCGCCGCUCCGCGCAGCCCUGGGCCGACUUCGCGCUGGGCGCCCGCGCCGCCGGCACCUACAGCUGCUACUACCACACGCCCUCGGCGCCCUACGUGCUGUCCCCGCGCAGCGAGCCCCUGGCCAUCCGCCCCGACGGCUCCCCUGACCACACCCGUGGCAACCUCAUCCGCCUUGGGCUGGCCGGCCUAGUCCUCCUCUCCCUGGCCAUGCUGGUCGUUGUCGACUGGCGCAGCCAGACUGGCGCUCCUGGUCGCAUCCAGCCCCGAGCCCCAGAGGGCUUGCAGCACGAGACUUCGCCACAUAACGCUAGACCACACACUCCUCCCCAGAGGGACCGGAUUGUUUUACCUCUGUAUCCCCACACUCUGGCACAGAGGUCUUAGGAGACUUGCACGGCGUGACUGAGUGAGCUCACCAUGCUGAAGAUUACGUAAGCUGGCCCUGUCCUCUCGCCAUCUACCUCAUGUUGAAGAAUGGUGCCCCCACCAUGUGACAUCCUGAUUCCUAGAAGGUGUUAUUCAUGGCAAAAGGGACAUCACACGUGUGAUUAAAUUAAGAAUCAAAAGAUGGGGAGAUUAUCCUGGAUCAUUUGCAUGGGUUCGAUGUAAUCACAAGGGUCCUUAUAAGAGGGAGGCAGUGGGUCAGGGCCAGAGAAGGUGAUGUGAAGAUGACAGCAGAUGUCAGUGUGAUGAGGGGCCACAAGCCAAGGAAUGCAGGUGCCUCUAAAAGCUGGAGAAAAAGGAACUUCAUUCCUCUUUAUUGCCUCCAGAAGGAAUGCAGCCUGCAGAACCAUUUUGGAUGGACCUUUCAGGGCUGAAAGGUUAAAAAUGAAUGUUGUUUUCGGCCACUUAAUUUGUGACAAUCUGUUAUAAUAGCAAUAGAGAAACAAAUACUAUUAGCUUCAA
Messenger RNA from Manis javanica (Malayan pangolin), 1454 nucleotides. It is a transcript of the gene OSCAR, whose product is annotated as osteoclast associated Ig-like receptor. Gene Ontology annotation, biological process: immune response-regulating signaling pathway. NCBI's taxonomy places the organism in Eukaryota, Metazoa, Chordata, Mammalia, Pholidota, Manidae. The record is from RefSeq and is a predicted model, not a curated record. Gene Ontology annotation, cellular component: plasma membrane. Gene Ontology annotation, molecular function: collagen receptor activity.